GAGGGCAGGCCGCGCAUGCGCCCCCUUGCUUGCUCGCUCCCGCGGAGGGCAGGCCGCGCAUGCGCAGUCGCUCAGUCGGUGGGAGGGAGGUCGCCGUCCGCUCACUCCCCGCAGCCGCUCGUCUCGCCACCGCCGCCACCUCCUCCUCAACAACAGCCGAUAAAAUGGCAGUUCCACCAACUUAUGCAGAUCUUGGGAAAGCAGCCAGAGAUGUGUUCACCAAAGGCUAUGGAUUCGGUUUAAUAAAGCUGGACUUAAAAACAAAGUCAGAAAACGGAUUGGAAUUCACAAGUGCUGGGUCUGCUAAUAUGGAUACUGCCAAAGUUGCUGGCAGCCUGGAAACAAAAUACAAGUGGGUGGAUUAUGGACUGACAUUCACAGAAAAAUGGAACACCGAUAAUGUUUUGGGAACGGAAAUUACCAUUGAAGAUCAGCUUCUGCAUGGGCUGAAGAUUGGAUUUGACUCUUCGUUUGCACCAAACACAGGGAAGAAAAGUGGAAAAAUUAAGUCUGGUUACAAGAGGGAACACGUCAAUUUGGGAGUUGACGUCGACUUUGACGUUGCUGGCCCAGCUAUACGUGGAGCCGUCGUGGUUGGGUUUGAAGGAUGGCUUGCAGGUUAUCAAAUGACCUUUGAAACUACAAAAUCCAGAGUCUCCCAGAGUAACUUUGCUGUGGGAUACAAGGCAGAAGACUUCCAGCUCCAUACAAAUGUAAACGAUGGUACGGAAUUUGGUGGCUCCAUUUAUCAAAAAAUCAGUGACAAUCUGGAAACUGGUAUCAACCUCGCUUGGACAGCUGGGAAUAGCAAUACUCGAUUCGGAAUUGCAGCAAAAUACAAGAUUGAUGAUGAAGCUACAUGCUCGAUUAAAGUGAACAAUUCGAGUCUCAUUGGACUAGGAUACUCUCAAAUUCUAAAGCCAGGUAUUAAAGUAAGCCUGUCAGCGCUGCUGGAUGGCAAGAAUAUUAAUGGUGGUGGUCAUAAACUUGGCCUUGGAUUUGAGUUUGAAGCAUAAACCUGGAAAUGGAACGAACCUACAAUCAGUAAAUUCCCAAAUAUUUUCCACUGUAGCUAUCUGAAGAUCCUGGUGUUUUUUUUUCUGUUGAGCCAUGUGUCCAAGCAGUGUUGUAAAAUCAAACCGUCUUGUUUGGGGACUGUCCUCAGAAGAACAGAAUGCAUUUUCAAAACAUGUCAUUAUGACUAUUUAUUGUAACCCAUAGACAUUUGCAAUUCACCUACACAUGUCUAUUUUUCCUUCACGGUGAAGACUGGUUGUAUGUGGCGUAAAAACAAAACACUUAUUAUUGUUGGUUGAAAUUGUGGUCCCUUAUCCCUGCACCUUCUGAAAAGGUUGAUGCAACACAGCCAUAUGGAGGGAUUUGUAUGUUUACAGCUGGUAUUUGUGAUGGUUGGGCUUAAUAGAAAGUAAAAAAAAAAUACACACAAAAGAAAUUUAAUGUGCCAUCUUUUUAAAGAUUUCCCUGUUGUGCUGUUCUUUGUUUAAAAUAAGUAUUGUCUUCCAAAUUCUGGAAUAUCAUUAAGGAAAAUACUUUGUUUAUCAGCCCUGAAUUUGAACACAUACCUUGUGUGCGUGCAAUUAUUGAAGGCUACCAAAAACUAUAAAAGUUAUCAUUUAAUCCAUAAGAAAUUGAAGGGCACGUAUGCAGAUGUCAGUCAUACUAAUGUACCUUGCACAUGCCUUUGGAAUACUACAUUAUUUAAAUAACGUGGGCCUAACAUUAUUGAGGUCUGCUUCUUUGGAGUCCAUUGUAAAUAUCCAUGGCUAGAGUUUUACUAUUGUCAGGUGAGUGUAUCUUCGUACUCCUUUGGAGGAAUAUGGAACAGGAAAAGAACAUUGGAAAGGAACUCACUGGUAUUUUUUGAUGAUCGAUAGAUACCUUUAUUUCUGUGCCAGUCCGUUUCUUUUCUAGGGGCAGUCCUGAUUGUUCUGUUAGCCCUCGGUGGUGGGAAGCACUUCCAUCUGAUUACAAGGUCUAUGCAACAGAAUUUUAAACUAGUUAAGACUAACACAACUUCUACAAUGACAAAUCCAGGGCUUGUUGCCAUGUUUGGGUCGGUCUCCAGUGUUAUUUUUAAAUAUAUAUUUGCCUCAAGAUAGUUUCUAUAUAAAGAAUCAGCUGUAUCAAACUGAAUUACCAAAGUGUUGUACUGGGCAAAUGUUGGCACCUGCAUCUUUUUAGGAUAAAUAUUAUUUUUUAAAACAAAGUCACGAAGAACAUUUUCCUCAUCUGAAGUCAGCUGUUUUUAUUUGAGUUGAAAUAUUUGCAUUGUGUAACAUGUGAAGAGAAUUCAUCAAAUAUGAAAAUACAGUUUAAAAUAAAACUCAUUCACAAAUAAAAGCAAAAUGCUGGAAGUUUUCAACUCUGGCAACAUUUGUGGAGAGAGAAUUAGUUAACUUCUCAGGUUAAUGAAUUUCAUCAAGAUCAAUUCACAUGCAAAUAACUGUAUUGCAUUUUAUUGAAGCAGGUUAUGGAAAUGGUAUUUUUGAAAAUUAAUUUUUCCCAUCUUAAUGCAGCAUAUGUUGUCAUUUUAAUAUAUAUUGACACCACUGAUUAAUGUCCUGCUCUUCCCAAGAUGAACAGUUUUUAAUUUGCCUCUAGGUUUCAUCUAUGGCCUAACCAUCUGCUUAAGUAUGCACUAACUUUUAAUUUUAUUACACCCAAGUAGAGGAAUGUAUUACAUGUGCCAAAGUGGUUUGUGAUUUGCCCAAACUAUCUUAAAACACAAAAUCUUUUUAAACCAUCAAUUAUGAUUCCAAGAGUUUUCUUUCCAAUGGACAACCAGCAUUCUGGAAUUGCCUGUUAUAAAUUAGCUUUUUUUAAAGCAUUGUUUGCAAAAAUGAAACUUAAAAUUAUUAUAAAAUGCUUUAUUUGGAAACCAUCUGAACUAAUGCAUUGUUUCAAUUGUAAUAUAUAAUUUGGAGACCUUGAAAGUUUUUUGGGUUUUUUUUUUCCAUUGGUUAAAAAUUACCUUUGUCAAGAGUCAAGAGAGUUUAUUGUCAUGUGUCCCAGAUAGGACAAUGAAAUUCUUGCAACUUUUCAAGCAGUAAUUUUUCAAGCUCUGGUGUGCAACCAAGUGGUAAAUGAAAUUUCAUCUUAGUUGUAUCUAUUUUUUGCGCACUUGGAGGUGCUUCAGUACAAAUUACGUGCCAUGGAACAUUAUUUUCUGGUGAGUGGAGACAGUUCCAGUCGGGUGUUUGUUAAUUUAAACAUUUGUUAAUCAUUAAACUCUAUUAUAGUUCCUGUUUUAUGUGGAUUAAUUGAUUAUUGCAGUUUCGGGAUCUACAGUGCAAGGUCACUCAUCUCCUGCCCACUUAAAAACGAAAGAAUUUUAAAUAAUGUUUAUAUGCAACGUUAUGCAGUUGUAGAAAAUCCAAUUUACGAUAGGAAAUGCUUAAAUACUCUUCAGGUACCAUCAUUAACAAGAUAGACUUGGUGGCUAACAUUUGAGUCACAACCCUGCAUAAGAACCCAUUAAAAUGCUGACUGAUUGUUACGUUUUUUCAUUUGUUUUUGUUACAAACUUUAAUGUGACCCGAAAGUUGUUGAAAAUAAUGUGGGCAUAAAUGUAGUAUUUCAAAACGAGAAUUGAUGUCACUUUAAAAAGUCUAAAGAGAUUUUGAAGUACGUUUAUUCCUUUUAGCAUUUGCACUCAGUAACUUAUCUGGAAGAGAAUUAUGGAACUUUUCAUUUCUCAAAUUCUAACAUAAAUCCUUAAACCUAAAUUACAUUAAAAUAAUCCUAUACUUUUCUUUGCCAUAAUUGAGCAGUGUGAUUCACAGCAUAUGGCCCUUCUCUGUUUAAAAAAAAAAAAAACACAUUCACUUCAUUGACCAUAUUCAUAUUCAUCAGUUUUUUUUGUUGCAAUUGCUACCACCCAUGAAAUCCAAAGCUCUCUUGCCAAGCCUAUUAGGUUAGAGAUUAGUCCUUUGUUGCAUAUACAAAAUCUACUGUGUGUUUUUGGUCUGGGGAAUCACACAGUUUUACUCUUGAAGUGUGACACUUGAGGUAAUCGGAAGCAUAUUUUGGAUGAAGAGGACGUGCGGCUGAUCAAUUGCACAUUUAAUACGUGAAGAUGAGUUUUUGUUUCCUUUGUAUUUUUCUCCGAAAAUGCUUGUGGCUUGUUUCACUCAUUUUUAACCCCAAAAAUUCAAGAGGGAAAAUAAAAUUGCCAUUGACGAUGUAAAUUUAGAGAGCAUACUAACAAUUUGAUUUUUCUCUUGCUUUGUCAGUCUUAAGUCGUAACUUGUGCUUUGGCACAGUCUGUGUUUCUGUACUUUCCCUGAAAUCUGUUAAUUGUUAUUGAAGGUUUAUUUGAUAACUGGGACUCAGUACUAUGUGUCGAAACCUGAUUUGAUCAACAUGUAAGUGCAAGCUUUGAUUUAAAUUUCCCGAUGCUGACCUGUUUUGGUCUACUUCACGUCAAUUUUCCAGCAGAGAUUGAGCAGUGAAAGUAGAUAUUACAGUAGAGUACACAGAUGUUUACUUUCUAUGAGUUCAACGAUUUUAAUUUUCUGUGAGAUCUGUGGUUCUAGUUUACAGUACUGCCAGAAUAUGGGGCACAUAUAUAAUGGCCUCUUGGUCACUAUUAGUUGUUGCCAUUCAUUUCUGCUAUUUUAGUCAUUAUAACAUUUUAACUCAACACUAAUCUUCUGUAAAAUGUAGCUGAAUUAUCGGCUUUUAUGCACUGCGUACUUCAUAGAAGGUUUUCCAUUCUAUGGCAAAAAAGAACUAAAGGUUGCUAUGGGAGUAUUAUCUUUGUUACAAUUUCUGAUGCACAACUGCUAACAUAUUGAAAACACAAUAAAUCUUCUUUUGUGUGCAAA
Molecule: messenger RNA, 4847 nt
Organism: Amblyraja radiata (thorny skate)
Lineage: Eukaryota; Metazoa; Chordata; Chondrichthyes; Rajiformes; Rajidae
Product: voltage-dependent anion-selective channel protein 1-like
Exons: 9
Coding region: 60-1016 (318 amino acids)
Biological process (GO): monoatomic anion transmembrane transport
Cellular component (GO): mitochondrial outer membrane
Molecular function (GO): DNA binding; voltage-gated monoatomic anion channel activity
Source: RefSeq, a predicted model, not a curated record